Messenger RNA from Solanum verrucosum, 555 nucleotides. RefSeq lists its product as uncharacterized. Lineage: Eukaryota; Viridiplantae; Streptophyta; Magnoliopsida; Solanales; Solanaceae. Bases 96 to 362 code for a protein of 88 amino acids. Gene Ontology annotation, biological process: iron-sulfur cluster assembly. The record is from RefSeq and is a predicted model, not a curated record. The transcript has a single exon.
CCCCAGAUUUUCUAGAUAAACCUCAGCAGCGCCUCUUCACACAAUCGUUCGCCUGAAUCGGAAAACCUCUCGGCGUUUUUGUUUCUAAAGGAAAAAUGGCGUCGCCGUCACGCGUGGAAGUCCUUACUCUUUUCCGGUCGCUUCUACGGACGGCGCGUGAGUUUCCCGAUUACAACGUUAGGGAAUACACUAAGCGCCGAACAAUCGAUGGGUUUCGCCAGAACAAAGACCUAUCGGAUCCAUCUAAGGUCACCGCUGCUUUCUCCGAUGGUAGGUCCCAGCUCGAGGUUGCCAAGAGACAGGCCGUAGUUUACUCCCUCUACGCACCCAAGGUCAAAAGCGUUAUGGAAUUGAACCAGUAACACCAUUGAAUUGUCGUCAUUUUUAAUCCUUUUUUGAUAAUUAAAACAAUAGAAUAAUUCUGUGAACGUUGAAUUGUUCAGCAAUGAUGGAUGUGAAUCCCUCGAGUUAUGAAUGGUGUUUUGUAGAAACCCUAGGGUUUUGGUUCUUUUUUGUACAAUUGAAUGUUAAUUGUGAUGAAUGUCACUGCCCUGU